CAAGAACCACAAUCCCAAGAAAGGGGCCGUGAUCAGAACUUCAGUGGAACCGCAGAGAAGUGGGAUAUAAAUCUCAACCUCCUUUGCUCUUGCACAGUAACCCAGUCUCCCUGCAUCUCAGGAACAUGAACAAAUCCAAAACCUUUGGUAAAAUCAAGAAAAGGAUAGAAGAAGCCAAAAACAAAUGGGCCCGGCUGAGCAAAGCAGAUUACAGCUACAAUGAGAGCGCCCGCUUGGCUACUGAUGCCCUUUUGGAUGGAGGGGUGGAAGACUACCAGAAGGUGCUCAGUGAAGAAGGAGAGGUGGACUUGCUGUCUGGAGAUGAGCUCCAGUAUAUACUGAAGAACAUUAAAGCACCCCUAUAUUCUAAUGAUAACCAGACAGAAGGGGAGAACGGUUCAGCAGCCAAUGGAAACAAAUCCGAGAGCUACUACCCUAUGAAUUCAGACAGUGAGCCGGUGCCUACCUUACACAACUGGAGCGCAGAGGAGAAACCUUAUCUGAAGGACAAGUCCAGUGCCACCGUCUACUUCCAAGCAGACAAAACCAACAAUGUCAGGGAAACUAUCCGCCGAUGCAUUAACAAAACCACCCAGGCCCUGGCCAUUCUGAUGGACGAGUUCACGGAUGCUGAAAUUUUCUGUGAUGUGUUGGAGGCAGCAAACAAGCGCAACAUAUUUGUCUACUUACUCCUCGAUGCAAACAAACUGCACCUCUUUAUCCAAAUGUGCGAAAAACUGCAAGUUAGAGACCUUCAUAUGACGAAUAUUUCAGUCAGGAGUGUUACUGGAGAUGUUUACUGUGCAAAAUCUGGCAAGAAAUUUGCAGGACAAAUUAAUGAAAAAUUCAUCAUAUCCGACUGGAGAUUUGUCCUGUCUGGCACUUAUAGCUUCACGUGGCUCUCAGGCCAGGUCCACAGGAACUUCUUGUACAAGUUUUCUGGAGAUGUAGUAGAGCUGUUUGAUGAAGAGUUCAGGAACUUGUAUGCGUCAUCGAAGCCAGUGAUGGGCUUGAAGUCUCCAGCACCCAUGGCUCCUGUUCUGAGGCGAGAGGACAGUGGCAUGAGCAUUAUGUCUGACAGCAACCCGGAGAGUAUAAACACCACCUCAGAACCUUUCAGUAGUAUAUCGACUGCCAGCAUCUCAAAUGAUUCCCAACGGCCCAAGUCUCCAGUGUCCACCACUCCCGUCCCCUCUCCACCUAGUUCUCCUGUGAAGUCUCCACUGCAGAGGGUGAAUUCGUUCCAUGGAUACUCGUCUCUGAUAUCUCCACCUCCUCAAAUCAAUUACCAAUCAAAUUACUAUCAAAGGAACUAUGCCCCUGACCCCCCAUCAUUCUUCUACAAUAAUAACGCCAACUUUUAUAGGUCUUUCCGGAUGAGGCAAGAGGACUUCAGCAUGCCAAGAUUUAAUCAAGGCUGGAGAUUAUUUUCUAGAGCCACCAUGACCUAGUUCCUGGACUGCCUUGAACCUGGGGCAAUAAAAUUCAUAUAACAGACAAAAUAUACUAAGAUGAUGAAACAAGGUGGCAUCUGCCAACAUAAUUCUGUCUAUUUUUGUAAUGUUUCUCUAGAAACUGUACAUUUUUAGCCUUUUAGACCAUACACGUGUGUGAGCAAAGCCAUCUGGAUUAGUUAUCUGUACAUUACUAUUUUUUUAUGCUUUAUAACAAAUCACUGCUAAAUAUGCUUGUAAAUAAUGACACAUUAAAGGUAUUUGCCCAUUGUA
This is a messenger RNA of Xenopus tropicalis (tropical clawed frog), 1727 nucleotides long. It is a transcript of the gene sack1a, whose product is annotated as scaffolding CK1 anchoring protein A. Gene Ontology annotation, cellular component: mitochondrion; cytoplasm. NCBI's taxonomy places the organism in Eukaryota, Metazoa, Chordata, Amphibia, Anura, Pipidae. The record is from RefSeq and is marked provisional.